CGCUCGCUCAUUGACUCACGAAUUAUUAUAGUGGUUUUAUCUGUGUCUUUUUUGUUUAAUAACAAAUUUUCGAGAAUAGAAUAGUAUGCAGGAACAAAAGAGGCAGUAAGACAGUUCAAAAUUAGAAUGUCGUACCAAAUGCAGCAAGCAUCCAGACCAAUGAACUACCAAGGAGGUGGUGGAGGAGGCGACAUGACCAAGACACUCAUGUGGCAGCAGAACUCCUACCUGGGUGACUCUGGGAUACAUUCCGGAGCCACGACCACGGCUCCGUCUCUCUCCGGGAAGGAGGAGGAAAUGGAGGGAGACCCGCUCAUAUUCGACCUGGACACGGGCUUCCAGCAGGGCUUCACACAGGAUCAAGUUGACGAGAUGAACCAGCAGCUGUCACAUACAAGGUCACAGCGUGUGAGGGCCGCCAUGUUCCCGGAAACAUUGGAAGAAGGGAUUGAGAUUCCAUCAACACAGUUUGACCAGACUCAGCCCACUGCUGUGCAACGUCUGUCCGAGCCAAGUCAGAUGUUGAAGCAUGCCGUUCAACAUCUGAUCAACUAUCAGGACGAUGCUGAUCUAGCGACCAGAGCCAUUCCUGAGCUGAUCAAACUGCUGAAUGACGAGGACCAGGUCGUAGUCAGUCAGGCGGCCAUGAUGGUGCAUCAACUGAGCAAGAAGGAGGCGUCACGUCACGCCAUCAUGAACAGUCCUCAGAUGGUGGCGGCCCUGGUGAGAGCUAUAUCCAACAGCAAUGACCUGGAGACCACCAAGGGAGCUGUGGGUACCCUACACAACCUCUCCCAUCACCGCCAGGGACUACUGGCCAUCUUCAAGAGUGGAGGCAUCCCUGCACUGGUCAAACUGCUCAGCUCUCCAGUGGAGUCGGUGCUGUUCUAUGCCAUCACUACCCUUCACAACUUGCUGUUGCAUCAAGAAGGUUCCAAGAUGGCCGUCCGACUGGCCGGAGGUCUGCAGAAGAUGGUCGCUUUGUUGCAACGCAACAAUGUCAAGUUCCUGGCGAUCGUAACAGACUGUCUACAGAUACUGGCUUACGGCAACCAAGAGAGCAAGCUGAUCAUCCUAGCGUCCCAGGGCCCUGUGGAGCUUGUACGGAUAAUGCGAUCUUAUGAUUACGAGAAGCUGUUGUGGACCACCUCACGAGUGCUGAAAGUGCUGUCAGUGUGCUCGAGCAACAAGCCAGCUAUUGUAGAGGCCGGAGGUAUGCAGGCUCUUGCCAUGCAUCUUGGUCACCCGACCAGCCAGAGACUAGUACAGAACUGUUUGUGGACUCUGCGUAACCUGUCUGACGCUGGCACCAAGGUGGAUGGUAUGGAGAACCUGCUGCAGUCACUGGUCAAUCUUCUGUCUCUGGAAGAUCUCAACAUAGUGACAUGUGCGGCUGGCAUACUGUCCAACCUGACUUGCAACAACCAACGCAACAAAGUGACCGUGUGUCAGGUAGGAGGGGUGGACGCUCUGGUGCGGACCAUUGUCAACGCUGGCGACCGCGAAGAGAUCUCCGAACCUGCUGUGUGUGCUCUGCGUCACCUGACAUGUCGCCACAUUGAGAGUGAGAUGGCGCAGAACAGCGUCAGACUCAACUACGGCAUACAGGUGAUAGUGAAGUUGCUGCAGCCUCCGUCGCGCUGGCCACUCAUCAAGGCUGUGAUCGGAUUGAUCCGCAACUUGGCUCUGAGUCAAGCCAAUCACACUCCAUUGAGGGACACUGGCGCUAUACACCAUCUGGUCAGACUACUGAUGAGAGCCUUCCAGGACACUCAGAGGAGAGCAAGUGUAGCGUCCAGUGGUAGCCAGCCUGCUGCUUAUGCGGAGGGUGUGCGGAUGGAGGAGAUUGUCGAAGGUACUGUUGGAGCGUUGCACAUCCUCGCGCGUGAACCAAACAACCGAGCGAUGAUUCGACAGCAGAAUGUGAUCCCGAUCUUUGUGCAACUGUUGUUCCACGAGAUAGAGAACAUCCAACGAGUGGCGGCCGGAGUGUUGUGUGAGCUGGCCACUGACAAGGAGGGUGCAGAGAUGAUAGAACACGAGGGAGCCACGGCACCUCUCACAGAACUGUUGCACUCAAGGAACGAAGGAGUUGCCACUUAUGCGGCCGCAGUGCUGUUCCGCAUGUCGGAGGACAAGCCGCAGGACUACAAGAAGCGAUUGUCCAUGGAGCUGACUAACUCCCUGUUCAAAGAAGACCAGAACCUGUGGGCCAAUGGGGAGCUGGGCAUGCUUCCAGACUUGCCGGACAUGCUGGAGCCAGACCAGAUGUUAGAAGGGAUGUACUCCCAGGGGCCACCCAGUGUACAUAGCAGUCAUGGUGGCCGACCCUACUCCCAAACUGGGUACGACCCAGUAUUGCUUGACUCUAUACAACAUGGCGACAACAGAAACAACUCAAACUAUGGACCAAUGGACGUGUCAGCGGCCGACUUGGACUUUGACAACCUAGACGAAGUUCCCCCGCCUCCCCCGGACGGUCAGGUUGCUGCUGCUUGGUACGACACUGACUUGUAACUUACAGGGUAUUAAACUUGCCUUAACGUUAACUUUCUAUAGAUUUAAUCUUAAUUUAAUCAUAAUGUGUAAGUAACAAUCGAAUUCCUUAAAAAUGCAGGUGUUGUAGAUAUAUCUACCCAAUAAUCACUAACUACACCCAAUAAGACUACAGACUGCAAGGACCGCGGAAUUCGCAUAGUGACGAGAAAGACCUUAGACUCCUUUUAAAUUGCAGCAUUGGAUUACCGAGUGUCUCCCGAUUAUUGAGAGUCUCUACUCUAUUUUUAAUAAAUAACUUGGGACCUAGACCCAUAAUGUUUGCCAUGGUGUUAAGACUCUUGUAAGACAAGUACCUGUUUUAAAAUUAUUUUUGUUCCAGUAUUUUUCUACGUGGUAGUGUAGUUUAUAUGUAAUGCUCCUAACUUUUGUCUAUGAUCAUGCCAAUUUCGUGAUUGGGUUUUAGAGGUCAAAAACUUGAAGCAAUAAAUCACUCUGUAACGAUGGUUCACUUAAAAUGUAGUGGACUUUUUAUACACAUUGAAAAGGUUGACCAUUUUUAAUGUAUACUUAAAACUAUAUUCCAUAAAUAUAUUUUGUUAUAUUUUGUCUUGUCCAACAAUUUUAAGUUUUGAAGUUGAUGCACCUUUUACAAAUCAGUCCAUGUAUUAGUAUUUUUACGGUUAAGUUGUUAGAUUAUAUUAUACUAUUCUUUAUAUUUAUUUUAUUAUUAUGUUUUCACUUGAAUUAUUGUUAUAAUUACUAUUAUUUAUCAUUAUGGUGAAGAGAAUAUUUAUACUUCCGCUAUUUUUAUAGUAAAUUCUACAGGGUAGAAUGUAUUUUAUCUAUAGUAGAAUAUUUCUGGUUGUUUAAACAUAAAACAAAAGAAUAUUUUCUAAGCGUAGCAAUAAACUUAUAGACUGGGUUAGUUUA
Macrosteles quadrilineatus (aster leafhopper) is the source of this 3429-nucleotide messenger RNA. RefSeq names its product armadillo segment polarity protein-like. The transcript is spliced from 15 exons. Gene Ontology annotation, cellular component: catenin complex; adherens junction. The record is from RefSeq and is a predicted model, not a curated record. The coding region runs from base 127 to 2517 and encodes 796 amino acids. Gene Ontology annotation, biological process: cell adhesion; positive regulation of transcription by RNA polymerase II. Gene Ontology annotation, molecular function: transcription coactivator activity; protein phosphatase binding; alpha-catenin binding. Lineage: Eukaryota; Metazoa; Arthropoda; Insecta; Hemiptera; Cicadellidae.